Molecule: messenger RNA, 1134 nt
Organism: Lactuca virosa
Lineage: Eukaryota; Viridiplantae; Streptophyta; Magnoliopsida; Asterales; Asteraceae
Source: the annotation of a GenBank genome assembly
AUGGUGAGAGAUGUCUCAUAUGAAGAGAUUAAAAUUGCUUUGUUCGAUAUUGAAGAUGACAAAGCUCCGGGACCUGAUGGGUAUUCUGCCAAAUUUUUCAAAGUUGCGUGGGAAAUAGUGGGUGAUGACUUCCGCAAGGCUGUUAAAGAAUUUUUUUGCAAAAAGAAAAUUCUUAAGGAAAUAAAUGCUACUGCGAUUGCUCUUGUGCCUAAAGUUCAGACUCCAGGGAAAGUUAGCGAUUAUAGACCCAUUGCGUGUUGCAAUGUGGUUUAUAAAUGUAUUAGCAAAAUCAUUGUGAAUCGAAUCAGGGAUCUUCUUGGGAUUUUGGUCUCGGAUAAUCAGUCUGCUUUUAUUCCUGGCCGAUCGAUUUUGGAUAAUAUUCUGUUAUCUCAAGAGUUGGUGCGUGGAUACCACAUAAAAAGAGGUUAUGCUCGUUGUGCCCUGAAGGUGGACAUCCAAAAAGCUUAUGAUACUGUAAAUUGGAAGUUCCUGCAAACCAUUCUUGUUAACUUUGGGUUUCAUAGCUCUAUGAUCUCUUGGAUUAUGAAUUGUGUUUCCACUUCUUCUUUUAUGAUUAACAUUAAUGGAAAUUUUCAUGGAUUCUUCCAAGGAAAACGUGGAUUGAGGCAAGGUUGUCCUUUGUCUCCUUAUCUUUUUACUCUGGUGAUGGAAGUUUUCAAUUUAAUUCUGAAGAGAUGUAUAAGGGAGAAUGAGGGAUUUAAGUACCAUUGGAGAUGUCAUGCCCAGAAUCUUACUCAUCUCUGCUUUGCAGAUGACUUGAUGCUUUUUUGUCAUGGUAAUUCAAGGUCUAUAAAGAUAAUCAAGGAUGCUAUGGAUGAAUUUGCUGGUGUUGCAGGGCUGAUUCCUAACUUAGCUACAAGUCAUAUCUUCUUUGGGAAUGUUAGAGAGCCUUUAAAAAAAUCGAUUCUUGAUAUUCUGCCUUUUGUUGAAGGCAAAUUUCCGAUGAAAUAUCUUGGCAUUCCUCUCAUUUGUACGAGGCUUUUUAAAAGAGAUUGCAAAAGUCUCGUUGAAAAAGUGAAGUUAAGAGUCAAUAACUGGAAAAAUAAGACCUUGUCUUAUGCUGGAAGACUUCAGUUAAUAAGAUCUGUUCUUGCUUCUCUUCCUGUUUAUUAG